Vitrella brassicaformis is the source of this 4117-nucleotide messenger RNA. Lineage: Eukaryota; Vitrellaceae. The record is from the annotation of a GenBank genome assembly.
GGAAAGGAAAGUCCUAGUAUUGUCGGCCACGGCGGAUACUGCGAGAGAAGAUGUGGUCUCUUCUGGCAGUGCUGAGCCUGCUGUGCGCCCCUCUGCUCACCUUAUCUGCAGUAUACGACGCCCGCUACGGUCAGCUGACACACAGAGAAUUAGAGACGAGGAAGUUCUCCAGGUGCACUUCGUUUGGGUCCUUCCUUUUGGCAACUUUCAGGUCGUCUGGACGUGACGUCUUACGUGGAGAGCGACGAGGCCCAUGCCGUCAACUACUACGAGACCACGGGCAUCAUGUGCGCCAGGUAAGGGAAUCAGUCAGGAGGUUCGGCAAACCCAGGGUGGGGUCGGAGUGCGUCUGUCCGUCAACUACUACAGGGUCUUCUUCGAGCCCUCCUUCCAGAACACAGUCAAGCGGAAGCUCAUAUUCUUCACCGUCACACACUAUGGCAAGGACGCCUCCCUCCCUGGCGAGCACUGUGAGUGAGCCGAGCCGUGGUCACACACACCAACAGGCCAGGCUACGCUGCUGUGGUCAUCGCCUCGGUUGUGUGCGUGUUUGUGUGUGUCAGCGUCGUCAACUGCGUGGUUCGACACGGACCUGAACCCCAACCCCACGGCGAGUUUCGACAUCUGUGUCAACGACAACUCCACACACAGACUCGAGAACGGACAGAUGGCCGCACACCCCAACCUUCACGCUGACUGGUCGGUGGGUCGGGCGGUCGACCGAGCCGCUGGCCACAGGCACUUACUGUGGGUGCGGUGCAGCAUCUGUGUGUGUGUACGUGUGUGUGUGUCAUGUCAUGUAGGCUUGCCUUUGAGGAGAGGCCGUUCAUCGGUGCGGAGGCGGGGAGGCAGCGGUUCCCGGCGGACCUGAAGAAGAAGAUGCACCGUGGUUACCACUGCGAGUGGAUAGCCUUCGACCAGGCCUUCGAGGACGUCCCUCUCUUCUUCGCAUCCAUUGAGCACCAGGUCAUCGGCAUGAACCCCUACAACCACAGGUCAGUCAGUCAGUUCGACAGACGGACACAGACAGGAAGGAGACACCCGACCCCACCCGACCUGGCUGCUGCACUGCACUUGAUUUGAUGCCUUUGCACCUGCCUGGCUGUCACUGCAGUGACACCCUCUGGGCAGAGCAAGUGACACCAGGGGCGGCAAAGGUGAGAACAGACCAGCUCGUUUCUUCUCCACUCAGAGGCCGACACGUGCUUCAUCCAUCAUCAUGUGAUUGUUCGUCCAAUCAGCUGUGUCUGCGUGACGCACCCAUCUUCGAGACGACGGGCCACUUCUUCCAGCACGUCAACUGGAUGGCCUUUCCCACCCACGCCAUCCCAUCCAACGCCCAAGGCGGCACACACCGCAUAUCGUGGAAGCGGCCCGCCGACCUCUCAAGGCCCUUCGACGAAGCCAGCAAUGCGGUGCCCAGCAGCAAGAAGGAAAAGGUUCUCGCAUGCCAAGACGUCCUGUUCAAGACACCUUUCGAGACACUACCAUACGUCCAGGCAAGCGACCUGACCUGUGCGAUCGGUGCUGCCGCGAGACCAUUCCCGCCUGCUGCUCAUCCAUUUUGUCCAUUGUCCUGCCGUCUGUCUGCAGGCGAUGGUCAACCACAAGAGAAGCGGCGAUGACGACGAUCGGCGGUCGUUGGGGAGGGUGAGGCCGAUGGUUGGGAAGGGCAAGGGUGACAUGAGCGAGAGCAUGCCGCCCUCCCACGAGGCGCGCGAGGAGGCCACCACGAGCUGGGUGGAGCAGAUCAGCGAGAACGGCUUCAGGGUGUGUGUGGCCGAGAUGUGGUACACAGCCGGCGAUGGGCUGCACCGCGACCUCUAUGUCGACUGGCUGGCCUACGACGACACCUUCCUCAGGGACACCAAACACCUCAAGUACACACACACCACAGGCCAACGGCCCACACAGAGAUGCAUCUGGGGGGUGUGCCCUCCCUGCUGUGCUGUGCUGUUCAGGGCGAUGGAGUCGAUAUCAGCUGAGCUCAAGAUGAGCAACCUUGGCGUCAAAGACUCAGAGGAGGUCAGCUAUCCAUCCAUCCCGGUGUCUGUCUGCAGCCAUUUCAUUGUGUUUCCCUGUCUGUCCGUCUGGCUGCCCACCUGUGUAUGUGUCUUCCCUUCCAGGCCGAAGACAAGCUGCGCGCUUCCCUGGAGGACGCCCUUGUGGAAACAUCCGGUGUGUCAUCUGACCGUGUGUCAGUGCAAAUCGCUGAGAUUCGGGGCGAUGCGGCGGUGAUCCACUUCAGCGUCGACCCCGUCACCAAAUCCAAAAAGGUUUGUCGAGUGAGUCGUCAGGCAGUAGUGCCAUCUCUCUCUCUCCAUUAGUUAAGUGCACAAGUGAAUUCUUUCUUGUGGUGGCUUGGCUUUGCAGGUGGAGGAUGAUGACGACACAGGUCCUGGGGAUGCACCCCCAGAAGACGCCCUUGCCACCUUUGCAACCAUGGUAUCCGGCGGGCCGGGCUUGCGCGGGUCACAUCACGUCAGGCAGGUCACGUGCGUGGUUGUGUGUGUCUGUGUCUGAUCUGCAGCUCGCCGACAACACCAGUGACAUCUACCGGACGGCCUUCGGCGCCACCUACCUCUCAGACAAGACAGAAGAGGUCACACCAACACACAACACAACACGCCUCCCCUGACAUGGACAUGGGAGCUUCUCUCUCUCCCCUUUGGUCUGUCUGUCUCUUCAUUCAUUCAGGACAUGGAGCUGACAUUUUCUGCCGACUGUCUGGUGUCGCCCUGGAAGGCCUCCGGCCCGUGCAGCCAAAAGAAGUGCGGUGGCACCGGGGGGCAGCUGCCCAUGAAGAGGUGGGUGAUCAGGGAGCCCAUCAACAACGGCCGCGAGUGUCCGGCACUCAAGGUGGACCUCCAGUGCCACGCGGAGCCGUGUGCCAUGCCGCCGCUGACCAAGAAGAAGGAGGAGAUCGAGACCAUCCAGGCGUCGUCCAUCGAUGAUGAGGGCACCGAAGGUGGAACCACGGCAGAGGGCGACCGAAAGAAGGACAAAGAUGGUACGUAGGUAACCAGAGAGAGACACGUGUGUGUGGGGUGCUGACGAUGGAUACGUACGGGGAUUUGGGCGCUGGGUGUGUGUUUAGGUGCCGUGACUGUGGUCAAGACCAGCGGUGGCGGCUACCAGAUCCUCUCUUUCCCCAAACCUGGCGACCAACCAGAGGUCCGCACGCGGGAGGGAGGGAGGGAGCCAGACAAGACAGACAGAGCACCCAAACCCACCUGUCUGUCUGUCCUCUUCUUUAUAUGCCUCGCAGGGUCGUCUGUCCGGCGGGGCCAUCGCGGCCCUCAUCCUCACACCCCUCAUCAUCAUCGCAGGAUGCGUUGCCUUCUGUGUAAGUUAGCCCAAUAAAUAAAGGAUGGAUGGAGGCUUUACCCUACCCAACCACGCACACAUGCACACACAAUGAAUGUCGCUGCUGUUAUGUUGUGUGUGUAUGGUAUGCAGGCCUUCCGCAAGUAUCGGCUGGCGGGUGACUCGUCAGGCCUCGACGGCGUGCACAGCGCGGGCCGCAGCGGGCGGGCAGCUGCUGUAUCCGCAGGGGCCAGCCACGGGCAGACGAGCAUCUUCGGCAAGUCGACCGAGAGCUACCGGCCCCAGGUGGACGAGGCCACGCCCCACCACCCGUCCGACAGCUCCCGCAGCACCGUCGCCACCAAGGCCACAGACGCGGACGCCAGCCCAAACGCGCCACACAAGGCCGACAUGAUGGCCUGACCUGAUUGACAUCAGGGAGGGAGGGGAGGGGUGUUGCAAAGCGAUGGGGCGGUGGGUGGUGUGGUUCUCCCUGGGAGUUUUUUCCCUAUGUCAGUCAGAUUGAUGCCAGGUAGUGUGGAUGUGAUGUGUUUUUCUGUUGUGAAUUCGGUCGGGCAUACCUGCGUGCCGUGCCGUCACGGCAUGUGAUACCUAGUCGCAUAAAACCAGCUGCCUGGCUGCCUCCUUGCCUGGCUGCCUGGCUGUCAGCUGACUGACGUGUGGUGAAAACUGCUGCAGUCCAUGUAGAGACUUGUAGAGCUGAGUGUGUGCGUGUGUUGUGUGUAUAUGGAUUUUCCAUACCGCUCCCUCCCGCUGAGCUUUUCUGUCCAGUCAUUGGCACUCGCUUAAG